Molecule: messenger RNA, 246 nt
Organism: Loa loa (African eye worm)
Lineage: Eukaryota; Metazoa; Nematoda; Chromadorea; Rhabditida; Onchocercidae
Exons: 3
Coding region: 1-246 (81 amino acids)
Source: RefSeq, a predicted model, not a curated record
AUGAUUGGGACAGAAGUGGAAGUGGAAAGUCUAGCGGAAUCAUUUGUGAAUAAGGUAGAAGCCAUGGAGCAAGAAGAUGGUGAGGUCAGCGAUGCGUCCAAUUGUGAUGUGACGAAUGAUGAAGGUGAAAUAGUGGAUCAACAAACGAACAAAUCAAGCCGUAAAGAGGAUGAUAUAUCAGCGAAGACAGACGUUAAUGUUUCGAAGAAGACAGCUCUUGAAAAAAUUAAAAAAUAUGAGUUUUAG